This is a messenger RNA of Cinara cedri, 9516 nucleotides long. Lineage: Eukaryota; Metazoa; Arthropoda; Insecta; Hemiptera; Aphididae. The record is from the annotation of a GenBank genome assembly.
GCCACGGUAAAAGCGACGACGCGCGUUUGGCCGACUUAUCGACAAGACAAUAUCGCGUCGACACGGUUUCCGCGGCGGUUGGGUAAACGAAACGAUCCAACGCGCCGACCUCACUCGGGCCGCGAACGCGCCCGCUGAAAUCGCGAACAAAACGCCACCUGCAUCGAUAACGCCUGUCCGUUUUAAACGAAUUGGUGCUGUUUAAUUGAUAGUUCACGGAGGUGCGCAAUAGUUUCGACACCGUCGGCCGGACAUCGACGGGUCUGACGGAAUGAUUGAUCAUACAACAUCGGACUGUAGCUUUCGUGUUACGAUUUCUCGCAGCGGCACGGCGGGCACGAUAAAUUAUUAAUACAAAUAAUAAAAUAUAAACGUUUAAAAGUUAACAACACUGCGGCACGCCGUAAUAGUAAUCACUGAUUGUUAUCAACACUAUUGCUCUUAUCGACGGAAAAAUAAUACAAAUUUCAAAUCAAAUUUAUUCCUAAUAAUUCUAUUCGUUCAACACAAUACACUCGAGUUUUGGUUUAAAUCAAUUUUGAAAAUAAGAAUACUCCAUACUCAAUCCGAUUUACCAUUUAGAAACAACUCGUAAACGAGUAAAAUCAAAAGUGUAACUGUGAUGUCGGAUGCACAGGCCACUCCGAUUGCCUGGCAGUAUGUUUGUUACUCACUGCCAAUUCUUAUACCAAUGUCUGUUUAUGUGUUCAAGAAAUGUUUCGCCAACAAGUAUCGCACACUUAAUUCAAAGGUAAACAUUUAAUUUUCAUUAUAUAUUCAUCAUGAAAUAUGUUAAACUUAUAAAUUAAAAAUUAUGACCUUUACAUGACCUAAGUUUUUUUUACAGACUUUGAACAUUUUUCUUUCUCUUUUAAUCAUAAAAUUUAAGAAUAAUUCAAUUCAUAUGAUUGUACGCUUGUAUUUUUAUUUAGUUGAACAUUAUCUAAUACUCUCUGAAAUAUCUUUAAAUAUUGCAUUAAUUUUUGUUCGUAGGUUGUACUUAUAACAGGUGCUAGUUCUGGAUUAGGAGAGACGUUAGCCCAUGAAUUUUAUUCUCAUGGCUGUGCCCUAAUUUUGACUGGCCGUAGCAGCAAUGAAUUAGAACGCGUCAAAAGUGAUUUAUUAAGCCGAAGUGAUGUAACUAAACAUUUUUAAAGCUUUAACUAACCUAACCUAACCUUCCUAAAACCUGCAUAACUUUAUUUAUAGUUUAACGUUUUUUUUUUUUGUACCUAUAGAUUAAAAAUGUAAACAAGCCAUGUAUUCUUGUUUUGGAUUUAAUUGAGCAGUCGACAAUCGAAGUUGUUAGUCAAAAGGUUUUAGGAGUUUUUGGCCGUGUAGAUAUUCUUAUCAACAAUGCUGGCAUCAGCUAUAGAGGUCGAGCUGAAGCAACGAUGGCCGAAGUAGAUUAUAAAGUAAUGUUGGUCAAUUAUUUUGGUCAAGUUGCUUUAACUAAAGGUACAUUUUUUAACAUUUUUAUCUAUAAAUAUAAUUUUAUAAUUUUACUCGAUAUUUUAUUUUAGCAAUAUUACCUAGCAUGAUUCAUCAUAACAGUGGACAUAUAAUAGCAAUUAGUAGUGUUCAAGGAAAAAUUGCCGUUCCAUUUAGGUAAUAUUAUGUUUUAAAAAUGUAUUUGUAUUACUUCACUAAAUUUAGAGUAUAUACUUGUUUAAAUUAAUUUUAAAUCUUGUGUAAUAAUUAUGUAUAUUUUUUUAGAUCUGCUUAUACUGCAUCUAAACAUGCUCUACAAGCAUUUUUUGAUACUCUUAGAGCUGAAAUUUCACAUCAUAAGGUGAAGGUAACUGUAGUAAGUCCGGGAUACAUUCAAACAAAUUUGUCAUUAAAUGCUUUAACUGGAUCUGGAUCAAAGUAUGGUAGUAAGUAUAACAAAACCUUCUAAAUUAAUUAAUAUAACAGCUAUAUUUACCAAUUUUAUUAAUAUCUUCUAUUUAAUUCAAAUUGAUUGGGUAAUACAUUUUUAAAAAUAUAAGAAUAUAUUUUAUAUUAAAUUUUUAUUAGGUAUAUAUAACUAAAUUUUUACUAUUUAAACAUUAUUUUUAAAUAUUAAAUAGUUAUAGUCAAUAUAAUGUGUUGAAGAAAAAUUCUGUCAGAAACAACCAAGGUGUAUUUGUUUUGAUAGGUGACUUACAUAGACUAAAAGUAAAAAAAAGUUCCUUAAUCUUAGUCUGUUGAUUAAAGUAUAUUUGUUUCUUGCUUUAUAGGUACUAAAUUUAAAACUUGAUGGAUUUUUGAUAAACUUAAAGUUUGGUAUUUAUUCAUUCUCAUUGAGACUAGCACUAUAAUCAGAUUUUUGAUUUAAAAAAAUGGUUUCCACUGUAUGUGGUCAUUGGGAAAAUGAAAAAUUUUUCAUAAAAUGUUUGUAUAACAAUUUCUCCAAGCCUAAAUAAGCAUAAACAAUACUUAUUUCAAAAUCUACUUUUUAUAUUAUAUAGUAGAAACAUCAUAACAGAGCAACAAUUGCAAUAACAAUUGUAUCAAUAUCUUUACUGUACAAUGUUUAGCAAAUAUAUAAGAUUAUAAUGGAAACCACUUUAGUUAAUAAGUUAAACGUUUUAGACAAGAAUUAAGUACCGAAAAUUGACGUAAACGCCUAGACUAAUUUAUUUUUUAUGUCAUAAGUACCUAACCACCAGUAGUAUAAAUUUCAAUAUAUUUUGAUGUAAAAAACAAAUGUUAUUUAAAUAACUUUUUACUCAUUAAUUAUUUACAUUUACAGGACUUGAACAAUAAUUGGCAAAUUUAAUAAAUAUACUAAAAAUAAUUUUCCAAAAACACAAAACUAAAAAAAUAAAAUAUUGAUAAGAAAUAAUACUGAAAAUUCAUAAAGUAUUUUUAUUUUUCUAUUUAUAAAAAAAUUAUUUUUGCUUUUCUGAACAAUUUCAUUUUUGGUCCUUGGUUGUUACUUAUUUUUCGUUUUUAUCCAUUUUCACCCCAUAUGGCUUUAUAGGAAAAAUGUCUAAAUAUUAAAAAAUGCCACAUAUGUAUAAGUAUAGGUUUUAUUCAAAUAUCCUUUAGAUUUUCCGUUUUCCCAAAGUGGUGGAAAAGUGAUUUAUCAAUAUAAAUCAUGACAAAAAAUCAUUAAAUUAUAGCAUUUUUAUAUACUAUUUUUGUAAAACACAAAUGUUAAUAAAAAUAAUUUCUCACAUAUAUAUCAUGAAAUUGAAUAAGAAUAUAAUAUGCUCAUAAAAUAAACUAAAAAGUAAAUAAUAAUGAAAAAUGUUAAUCAAACUAUUUUCUCGCAUUUGCAGGUUGAUUUUUUAAGCAUACUCACUACAUUUUCAUAGUUAAAUUAUGCAUAAAUUCUAACUCUAAUUUUUGGAAUUUUUAUGAAUAUUGAAAGACAUUAUUUUUACAUACUUAGAUUUUUCAAUGCUAACUUUGGUUUUCAAAUGAGAAUCUUUUUGUUUUAAUGCAUAUAAUCAGUCAGAUGAUUAUGCUAAUAAAAAUGUUUGUAUUGUAAUCAAAAUUUGAAUUUAAAGUUUCUGAGUUUUUCUUUUUUAAAUACUAUGUAAGGUUGGUUAAUAGCAUUUUAUGGGGAUCGGAUAGCCAUUGUUUCAUAGUUUUGUAUAAGCAAUUUCUUGUUUUUAUUUAUGCAGUUAUCAAAAAACCAGUUUUAUAGUAGUAUCCUUUAGUAUUUAACUCAGAAACUUCUUAUUUAAAUUUCCAUUAUUAUAAUUCAAAAUAUUUUCAAAAAAAACAUCUGAUUGACAACGUACAUUAAAACAUGUAGGUUUUCAUUUGAAAAACCCAAAGUUGGUAUUGCACUAUUGCCACAGGAUACUCCUUAAAUAUAGUGGACAAUUUAAUACACUUUACAAAAGAUUUCUAAAAAUCAGAAUUUGAAUUUAAACAUAAUUUAACCAUUUAAAUGUAAUCCACAUGCUUAAAAAAAAUCAUGUAGGGUUAUAAUAUGGCUGAAAUCUAACGUUGAUGUAUCAAUGACAUCUAUGAUAAACAAGAAUACAGCCUGCAAAUUUAUUGUUUAUUUGAUAUGUCUAUUUUGAUUUAAUCUACACUGGGACAGGAAUAUUAUGAAUAUUAUAUAAAAGUGCAUGAGCAAAUAACACUAUCAAAUUUAUGUUUAUUACCACUUAAUAGUUCAUAAUAAUUAUAAUAAUUUAUAGUACUUUUAGUUAUAUGAUUUGAAAUUUGAUAAACCAAAUUGUUUAGCCUGGAGGUACAAAUAAUACCAAUUAAUUUUGGAGAAAGUAUCAUUAGUUACAACUUAUAACUGUAUUAUAAUAUCUCAAUUAAUUUAUGGUGAAAGUGAAUUAUUAGAUGAUAAAUCAUUUAACAUAUUUGUAACACUCUGUUCUGUUACUUAUCUUUUAUUUUCAUGAGUUUUAUAUAAUUUAAAUAUUAUAAAUGUUAAUUUUGUUUAUAAUUCAAUUUGGACUGUAAGUAUUUAAUUUUUUUCAGUUAUGGACGAAUCUACAAUGUCUGGUUACUCUGCUGAAUAUGUUGCUCAACGAAUUGUGGAUGCUGUUGUUAAUGACGAACAAGAAGUUAUCAUAGCUCCAUUCUAUGCCCGUUUAGCUAUUGGGUUACGUUAUGUAUGGCCACGUUUUUAUUUUUGGAUUAUGAAAUGUAGGGCCGACCGACAAGCUAGUCAGAAAAUGUAGGAUUCAAGGAUUCCCUGCCAUCAGACGGACGAGCGUCGGCUACAGCCUGUUAUCGUCGGCAUACGGGAAUCUCACAUUUGACAAAAAGCCAGGUCAGUCAACUAGACUUCUAGAAUUAGAUAUUGUUAUUUUUUGAGUACUUAUAAUUUUGUAUUUUUAACAUUAUAUCUAGUUGUUAGUGAUGCACAGUUUUACAUAAAUUAUUAAUUUAAUGUAUACAUUUUCAAUUGUUACAUUUACAUAAAACUCCAACUUUUUAUGGACAAUAUAAUGGUUAUUGUUUUUUGAUAAGUUAAAUUUUUUGUAAAGAAAGUCAUUAAACUUUGGGAUUUGUAAUGAUUAAUAUGAUUAAUAUAAAUGUAUAUAAAAUAUAAAGUGAGAAUAGUUAAAGCUCUUUAAAGAUUAGUUAUUAGAUUAAUUUAAAAUUUAAUUUCUAGGAAUAUUAUCAAUGCUAUUUGUUCUCUUAUAGUACUCAUUAUUCAAAAUCAGGGAAAAAUCAAAUGAAUUAUAAAUUAAUACUACUAAUGAUAUUUCAAUCUGAUUAAAUAACAAUUUGUCAAAUAAGAUGUGUCUGAUUUCAGUUUUAUUUAGUACAAAUAUACUUUGUUCAAUUUAUUAUGUUAUUGCACAAUUAGGUAUAAAAUAAUAAUUAAUAUUGAAGUUCAAUAAAUUUAUAUUUCAUUUAUUUUUAUUUUUCUCGUAAAAAUCUCAUUAUAUAUUAUAUUAUAUUGAUGAUUUAUUCUAUACUUGUCUUUUUUAUGACAACAUAUAAUACCUCUCAUUAAUAUUUUAAUUUAAUAUAGGUUGUUAUUUAAAAUAUGAUCUCUUUCACUUGAUCUUAAAUUGCCUCGUGAGUUGUGAAAUAAAUAUAAUAAUUUGUGUUUAAUAUUAUACACAAAAUGUAUACAAUUGUGAUUUAUAAUAUUACAUACUUUUGCAAAAGAGAUCAAAAUAAAUUGUAUACAUAAACAAUUUAUAUUUAUUAUUAAAAUAUAAAUUAUUUCAUUGAGAUAUAUUUAUAUAUUUAAAUGUUGUUCAAAGCCUAAAAUUAAUGAUUAAAAAUAUGAGCUUUUAAUAUAGGUUAACUAAAUAAGGAUAAAUUAUUAGGUAUUGACUUUUAAUUAUUUACUGUGCAUCACUGACUAAAAUAGACCAUUGAUGACUCACAAUGAGUGGUGACACGAAGUAGUUACUCAUAAAAUAUACAUUGUAUGUAUUAAAGAAGGGAUAAUAAGAAGUGUUCAUUUUGUAUUAGGCGAUAGAUAUUUUGAGUGAAUUCAAAAAGAAACAUUUUUAUUACUAAAUAUUAAAAUAUUUAUGUAAAUAUUGAAAAUUAAAUAUUUAAAAAAUAUCAUGCCUUGAAAAAAGUUCGUGUCAUCACUGCUGUCUACUACUACUAUUAGUGUAGACAGUUUAUGAUUUUUUUAUUAUUAUUAUUAUUAUUAAUGUAUAUUCCUGAAGAUUUGAAUACUAUGACAUUCUAAAGUGUGAUUUCUAUAACGUGUCAGACUAGUGCGACUAACGCAACAUAAGAAAGUUUCUUUUGAAAUGUUAUUCGUGUGAGGUCUAGUAGAAGUUUUGAAAAAUGAUAAAUUCAAAAUAAGUUAAAAUUGUUUUCACAUUUAAAAGAUAGAGGAACAGGAAAUUUUAGUAGAAAUGCUAGUAGAGCAGGGGAACAAAAAUAAAAAUCCUUUGUUUGUAUUUAAACUUUUUUAAAAUAUUAACUUUACCGGAAUUUAUUUCAUGAUAACGAAAAAUUCCAGGAGUUUUUAUGUUAAAUAUUGGACCAACUAUAUCCUAAUUUAGUUACCACUUCUAAAAGUUUUUUCUUAGGAAAGAAAAAAAAAGUAUUUUUACAUUUUAGUAUUAUUAUGAGUAUUUAUUAAUGUGGUACUUGUAGCUACACUGACUGUCCCCAAAUUAUUUAAUUAAAUUUAUCUAUUAGAUAACAUAGAAGUAGUAUAAUGUAUCAGAUGUAUAGCGUUGGCCGCAUACAUGUCUGGCGUGUCAUAGGAAUCACUAGGUUUAUAUAAAUGAAAAGUUUUUAAACAUUGUUUUAGAUUUAGAGUUUAUUAAUUACCACCAUUUUUUUUUCACAUAAAAAUAAUUGCAACUAAUUCUUUUGAUGAAAGUUAAAUUAUAAUUUAAAUGAACUUUCUUUUUUUUUUUUUAUAAAAUUAAUUUUUAUUGAUAUAUUUUGGUUGCUUAAAAGUGGUGCUUGUUGUUACACAUUUUGUGUUCUUUUUUAUUACAUUUUGACAAUAUUUUUACAAACUUUUACCACGUUUUUUUAUAAUUGAUCACUUAAAAAUUUGAUUGUUGGCUAUUUACAAAAAAAUUUGAGUGACAACAGCGUAUCGACAAUUACAUUUUAGAAAUCUUAUAAUAUAGCUCAUAAUAUAUAAUAAGUAGUUCUUCUGACUUCUGUCAAUUAUUUAUGUAUACUUAAUAGUGAGUUGUUAAUAUUAUAGUUUAAACCUUAUUACUGUUAAACAUUGUUAGUUUUUUUUAUUUAGAAUAACUUUUCUAGUUAAUUUUAGAUUAUCUAUUUAUUUAAAUAAUUAAGAAAGAAUACCAUAGUAGAUAAAAAAAAUCAAUGUGUGCAAUUAUGUACAAGGAUAAAUUUAGAUGUUUAUUAUUAUUGUUGUUUUUUUUUUUUUUAAAUAUUUAUGUAAUUGUAUUUUGUAGCAAUCAUAUAAAUGUAGUACUUAAUACUAAAAAAAAAUGUAUUGAUGAAAACUGAGAAAAACUAGUGUACAUUCUCAUAUGUAAUUGUUACGCUUAACAUAUCUUAUAAAUUGUUGUCUAGUUUUAAUAAGGUUUUCUUAAUGGUUGAAAAAACUAAUUGACAAAGAACUUUUGAGUUGAGUAAUACAAAUUAUUAUAAUAUGUAAUUGGUAAAUGUAGGUUUUUUUUAUACAUUAUGUUUAAUUAUUUUCUAUGUUGCUUUUUGUAGAUCAUUUUUUUUUAAACUAUCAAGCACAGAUAUGUAACAUUAAAACGUCCAUUGUUCUAACAUCAAACAUUCCUUUUUUUUUAUAGAAAAAUAUGUUUUAUUAUUGAAAGCUACACAAACACAAAGUUUAAUUAAAUAUAGAUUGCAAUUUAUUAUAAUAUACAAUUUUUAAUAUUGAUUUGUUUUCUAAAAAUUAUUAUUUUUAACAAUAAAUCACAUACAAUUUUAUUGUAGAUAGUAAAAUGUUGAGAAAUUUACUUUGUAUUUUUUUUUUCUCAGUCUAUUCAUUAAUAGGUUAACCUUAUGUCAGUCUGUAAAAAAAAAAAAACAAACUACAGACAAUGAAAUUCGUAAUAUUAUACAAUAGGUACCUAGAAUUAUAAUAAUGUGAAACUACUUCCACGAAGAAGCAAUAUUAAUAGUAUAUAGUAUAGUCUAUGUAAAAUAUAACAGCUUAGAUUUUAAAAUUAACUCCAUUGAUAUUUUGGCAUGCUACGUUCACCCUUAAACCAUAGAACGAUAAUAGGUAGUUUUAGAUAUUAGUUAAACCUUUAGUUGGAAACUAAAUUUCCAUUAGAUGAAAAUUUAAAUUUAUUUGUUGCCUUAAAAUGAAACUUAUUUUUUCUAUACAUUUCAAAUUUUUUAUUGUUAAAAUAUUUUACAAAUCAAUUAAUUGUUGGUGUUCGUAAUAAUUACUAUAGGUACGAGAUUUAAAAUAAAUUAUAGAGCUCAUGAAAAAGAAAUAUAAGAAAUUAUCACAUUUAAUAAUUUUUAAAUUAAUAAAUUAAAUUCAUACAAAACAACAAUCAUUGAUAAAACAUUUUUUUUUUAAUGGUAAACGAACAUGAAAAAUGUUUAAAAUAUAAAUGUUUUGCAUAACCAAGUUUUUAUUCUAAAACGUUUGACACCUAUUUAGAUGUUUGAGAUGUACUCGUUCAAUUAUUCAGAACUAUCAAGAUUUUAAAGAAGUUAUUUCCACAAAAAAUAAUAUUUUAAUUUAUUAACUGUAACAUUAUAAUAAAUUAAGAAUUAUGAAAAUUAAAGUCGAUUUAAAUUGUUUUAUUCAAUUAUGUAAUACAAAUAACAGACCAGAAAAAUAAUUAAAAUGAUAAUGUGAAUAAGAAAAAUAUUAUUUAAAUCGGUAAUUAAAACUUUGCUAGGUUUAAUGAAAUUGGGAAAAUAAUCAUGUGUUCAUUAUUAUCUGUUUUACAUUUAAAAAAUAAUAAUUUAUCACUUAAAAUGUCUAUUAUUUAAAUUGUUUUUUUUUCAGUUAUACAACUUUUUGAAAAAUAAAAAAAUAUUUAACUUAUUUCUUUUUUUAAAUCAUGUCAUAAAAAUUGUUUUGAUAUUUUAACAAUAUAAAGCAGAUAUUUUGAAAUAAUAUAAUUAAUUUGCAUUGAAUGUAAAUGCAAUUAAAACAUAAAGUAGGAUUAACAUACCUACUUUAAUCUCAAGAAGAAAACUCUUAGGUACUGUUAUUCAAAACUAUAACAUACAAUAUACAAUCAUAAGUUGUUAUAUAAAAUAAAAUUGAGUGUACAUUUAAUAAAAUAGUAUUUUAAAAUUUGAUAACUAUUUCCUUGGUACCAUCACAUUUCCAAAAAACUUUGAUCUCAAUUGGAGAGGUUAUUUGCAGUAUUCAUACAAUUUCCAAAUACAAUAGACAGUUGACAAAACAGUUAUCGAAGUGUGUACGAUUUUCCUUUUUGUAUCACUGCCACGUUCAAUAACCACAGGCAAUGGUGGAGUGUUGUCUUGUUUUUCAAGUGACUUCAAUCUUGGGUCUUUAUGCACUUGAUACUUGCAACAUGGAUCAAACUGCCAUGAUAUCAUGUACAAUCCAGUGCAUACAAAUGAAACCAUACACAAUGGGCCAUACACAAAUGGCUUGGAAGGCCCAAAAUAAGCUAUUUUGAG